Messenger RNA from Emericellopsis atlantica, 587 nucleotides. RefSeq lists its product as uncharacterized. NCBI's taxonomy places the organism in Eukaryota, Fungi, Ascomycota, Sordariomycetes, Hypocreales, Bionectriaceae. The coding region runs from base 1 to 393 and encodes 130 amino acids. The record is from RefSeq and is a predicted model, not a curated record. The transcript has a single exon.
AUGGGCCAGAGAGCUAAAUGGAUGAUCCGAUCGCGGCAACCGGGAUUUGUCUUGCUCUCGGAAUUUAUGGCCGUCCUUCUCAGAUGUGACUAUGCGCAAGCGUCGAAGAAUGUAUCGCGAUAUAUCCCCAAAGUAGAGGGCAGCAACCACAUUGCCAAGCUCAAUCACGCCGCCUUUCGUCUUUCUCAACUCGCCUUCUGGCUCAAAAGCACCGUGCAGCACUACGCGAUCGAGCUAACGCCAGUAUAUGGCCUGAUCAUCCGCGACCCAAAGGCAGAUGACACCAAGGGAACGCUGGAGGCAAUCCAGUCCUACGGUAUCGCCUUUGAAAUGACAGCCUGCAAUAGAACUCGUCAUGCUCAUGUUGCAUUGACCAGCUACGGGCAAAUGUAGCUUUCUUGGCCGAAAUGACAGCCCUGACUUGGGUCUCGUGAUAUAGUGUGAUUCGUGCGUCUUGUCGUAUGCCAGACACCUCACCACAUGCCUGAAGUACGCGGUGGCAGCUUGGAUCACAUUGGCGCCACGAUCGAUGGCGAGACAGUGCGAGCGCCGAGUCGCUGACAGCGGUGAACCAAUGCGGCGAGGGG